This is a messenger RNA of Penicillium angulare, 372 nucleotides long. RefSeq lists its product as uncharacterized. The coding region runs from base 1 to 372 and encodes 123 amino acids. The record is from RefSeq and is a predicted model, not a curated record. NCBI's taxonomy places the organism in Eukaryota, Fungi, Ascomycota, Eurotiomycetes, Eurotiales, Aspergillaceae. The transcript has a single exon.
AUGCCUCCAAACCUUGUGCGUCAGCUGCCUCGACAGCCAUCUUCUACGCCAUACCGCGCACCCUUAAAUCCACCGAGGCGUCGCGGUCCGCAAUUAGACGUGUAUACACGUACUAAAAUCACUACUCUACGCUCAGAGGGUCUCCAAUAUAAAGAAAUUCACGCCCGUCUGCCUCAUAUUCCUUUCGGAACAAUUGCAUCGACUUGUUAUCUCGAAAAUAAGCGACAAAAUAAUGCUACAUCGCCGCGAUCUGGGCGCCCACGCAAGAUCUCUGAAGAUGAUCGUGAUCGUAUGUCUGAGGCAAUCUAUGGCAAUCCACGUACCAAAAUUGAAGAUCUAAUGGAUGCUUGUGAUUGUCAGGUCCAUCGGUAA